UAACAAUAAUUCUCACACUGAAAGAGAAAUGGUGGGACGGCUUCGAAGAACAACAUGUUACUACUACGAGUGCCCCCCAUCCAGUUCAAGCCCUAGAUGGAAGAGAAGCGAAUGAACAACCGGAAUUCGUCACAGGGAACCUCCGUCUCUCUCACACCAAACAAGUCUUCAAUCCACUCAAUGGAUCCACCUUCCUCACGCCGUAGAGGCGGAAGUCAUAAACGGAAAGCCACCGGCAACUUGUCCACGCCUCCAACAACCUCAUCCAAGCGCCAAUCCCGUGAGAAGCCUUAUUCGAGCCCACUUCCACCGGUUCACAAUGGUCCUUGCACUAGGGCGAGGCAAUCGCCUAAUGCCGGAGGAGGCACUACAUCGAAUUUCGUGCCGAUCGGUUCUUCUGUCGUCCCAUUGAAGCGCGAACUUGAGGCGGAUAUGCUGGCGUUAUCUAGGAAUGGAGAUACAUUGAAUUUGCAAUCGACGGAUGAAACGCCUGUCACGGAACAUGAUUUGGUUGCGUUGGAGGCGAAGAUUGAAGCUGAAUUUGAAGCUAUUAGAUCGCGGGAUGUCAAUGAUCACGUUGUUCCAAUUCCAGCUGGUUGGUUUUCAUGGACGAAGAUUCAUCAAUUGGAGGAACGAACACUGCCUUCUUUCUUCAAUGGGAAAUUGGACAAUCGUACUCCAGAAAUAUAUAAGGAGAUUCGUGAUUGGAUUAUGAAGAAGUUUCACGGGAACCCAAAUGUAAAUGUGGAAUUGAAUGAUUUGAAAGAGCUUUCAUGUGGAGAAAUGGAUGCCAGACAGGAGGUGAUGGAGUUCUUGGACUAUUGGGGUUUGAUCAAUUUCCACCCAUUUCCAAAGACUGAUUCUGGACCAGUAAAAGCUGAAUCUGAUGUGGGUAAUUCAGCAAAAGAGGAAACCUUGAUUGAGAAAUUGUAUUCUUUUGAAGCUGAAAAUUCAUGGUCACCUGUAGUUUCAAGGACAAGUGUUACAACACCAGCCGUGCCAUCUGGCUUCUUACCUGAUUGUGCCAUUGCAGAAGAGUUGUUGAAACAGGAGGGCCCAUCAGUAGAGUAUCAUUGUAAUUCGUGUUCAGCCGAUUGCUCCCGCAAACGCUAUCACUGCCAAAAACAGGCAGACUUUGAUUUAUGUAGUGAGUGCUUCAACAAUGGAAAGUUUGACCCUGAUAUGUCCCCAACUGAUUUCAUUCUCAUGGAGCCUGCUGAGGCUGCUGGUGCAAGUGGAGGGAAGUGGACUGACCAGGAGACACUACUCCUUCUUGAAGCAAUUGAACUUUAUAAGGAGAACUGGAAUGAGAUUGCUGAACAUGUAGCCACAAAAACAAGAACUCAAUGUAUUCUGCACUUUAUUCAAAUGCCAAUUGAGGACACUUUUAUAGAUUGUGAUGAUGAGGUUGAUGAUAAAUCCAAAGAGAAUGUCAAUCCAGUUUCAGUGAACGACUCUUCUGCUCCUGAAAAUGAAGCUGAAGUAACGGAAGAUAAGGCAGAUCCAGAUGAAAAUCAAAAGGUCUCCACCCCUGUGGAUAUCUCAAAGGAAGAAGAUGCUGCUGAACCUAAAGUUGACGAGGAAGCAGGUGAAAAUUGUGCCCUUAAGGCACUCGAGGAAGCAUUCGAAGCUAUAGGUUCUCUUCCUAUAACUGGCUCCCAGAUUUCAUUCGCUGACACGGGGAACCCCGUCAUGGCACUGGCAGCAUACCUAGUAAAAUUGGUUGAACCAGAUGUUAUAACUGCUGCAACCCAAAAUUCUUUGAAGUAUGCAUCUGGAAGUUCUGGAAUGCUUCUUGCGAUGAAGCAUAGUUUUAUUCUGGAAGACCCUCCAGAGGACAAGAAUCAAUUAGAAGAUGAAGAAACGGAUUUUUUAGAAACAGAUGAUAAAGACACUAAAAAUGUUGAGCAGAGUGAGGACAAACAAAACGAGAAAAAAUCAUCAGAUGGGGCUGAUUUAUUAAAUAAAGGUGACGAUAAUUUGGUUGCACCCGAUAAAGAAGUGUCCAUUUCGUCUAGUGGUGGAAGUGGAGGGAAGGUUCCUACUUCGAACGAUUCUCCUUUGCCAGAUACUCAUGAAGAGGGUAAGAAUGUUGCUUCAAAGGGUUCAAGCUGCCCGGAGUUGCAGAAAGAUAAAGAAUCAACCGUUGCAAAAGAACCAAAUGACCCACUGCUUAAAACUGAAACUUCUUCUGGUUCUGUGAAAGAUUUGAAUUGUAAAAUGUCUGAGGAAGCAGCCAUUCAAGAUAAAGAGGCGACUAGAACUGUCACUUCUACUACAUCUGGUUCUCUUCAUGCAGAGCAGAAAGACCCUGAACAGACAGCUGCAGCAAGUACAAUAUCUGAAAGUCCAACAAAUGCAGACGAUGAAGAAAGAAAAGAUGAAAAGAAUGAAGGGCAAGAAUCCUCAGAAACAACAAAAGACAACACAGGCAUUGAGAAAUUGAAGCUCGCUGCAACGACUGCUAUUUCAGCUGCAGCUGUGAAGGCAAGGCUGCUUGCUUACAGAGAAGAGGAUGAGAUUCAACAGCUUACUUCACAGUUGAUAGAAAAACAGUUACACAAGCUGGAAUCGAAGUUAGCUUUCUUUAGUGAUAUGGAAAGCGUGGUGAUGAGAGUCAGAGAACAACUGGAGAAGUCAAAGCAGAAACUUUAUCAAGAACGGGCACAAAUAAUUGCAUCCCGUUUAGGGGCACCACCACCUACAUCUAAACCAACAACAGCAGCACCAACAACAUUACCUAUCAAUAGAGUUGCAAUGGGUUUUGCUAACUCGGGUUUGAGACCUGGAUCAGGAAUGGGCAUGGCUUCCCAGCAAAGGCCAAUGAUUUCAAGACCUCUGUCUAUGUCAUCAACCGCACCUUCACCAGUACCACCACAGCCUACAGCAGCUGGUAGUAGCCAACAACACCCUGUUAGUGUUAGGCCUUCCAAACAGCUGUAGAAGGGGCCCCUAGGGAGAGGUUAGUAUUAUUAUGUUCAGCAAACUUAUUAUGCUCUUGAGAGAUUGAUUCUGCAUAUCCAUUAACUUAUCUUUCUAUAGCCAACUUUUGAGUUGCAUGAAUCAAAACUCAUGCACCUGUAAAUGGCGUUACAGCUUAGUUUUUGAAGCACCGUCUAUUUAUUCGCAUCAAUUUCUAGUGGUUUCAAUUAUUAUUUGCA
Molecule: messenger RNA, 3161 nt
Organism: Impatiens glandulifera
Lineage: Eukaryota; Viridiplantae; Streptophyta; Magnoliopsida; Ericales; Balsaminaceae
Product: SWI/SNF complex subunit SWI3D
Exons: 7
Coding region: 97-2943 (948 amino acids)
Molecular function (GO): zinc ion binding; protein binding
Source: RefSeq, a predicted model, not a curated record